Messenger RNA from Drosophila persimilis, 2457 nucleotides. RefSeq names its product voltage-dependent L-type calcium channel subunit beta-2. Gene Ontology annotation, molecular function: protein binding; high voltage-gated calcium channel activity. The record is from RefSeq and is a predicted model, not a curated record. Gene Ontology annotation, cellular component: voltage-gated calcium channel complex. Lineage: Eukaryota; Metazoa; Arthropoda; Insecta; Diptera; Drosophilidae. The coding region runs from base 398 to 2389 and encodes 663 amino acids. Gene Ontology annotation, biological process: chemical synaptic transmission; calcium ion transmembrane transport; neuromuscular junction development. The transcript has 9 exons.
UGGUCUAUAUAUCGAGCAGUGGGUCCUAUAUAUAUAUAUAUAUAUCUUCUAUAAACCCACAGCCAUUGAUUACGAUAUUCUGUGCACAUUUCCAGCAUUUGUGGCCAUUACUCGGGCGGUGUGGAUGGUGUGGCAAGUGCUCCUCAAUCGCUGUCAUGUGUCCGGCUCUGGCUCGGGCCACAGCAUGACCCAAUUCUUGCCACAUGUGCCUGUGUGUGUGUGUGUGUCUCUUGGGCAUUUAACGAUUGCCAUUAAGGCACUUGGCCAUAACGCCUGAGUGUUUGUUUAUAUUGCGAGCGUUUCCAAAAAUGAUUGCAUAAUUUAUUUCGCGGACAAAGUGACCCACUCGGCGUCCCGUUUCUGAUUAUUAACCGCUAGUGAUUGUGUUUUCUUAGCCAUGAAGAAACUUCAUCUGGGGGCCAAAAGCAAGGCCAAGUCCUACAAGCCCUUUCGGAACAACAAAAACCGUCGGGGUUCUGCCGACUCGAACUACUCACAACCGUCAUCCGAUCUGUCGCUAGACGAGGAAAAGGAAUCGCUUCGGCGAGAAAAGGAACGUCAGGCCUUAAGCCAGUUGGAUAAAGCGAGGAGCAAACCAGUGGCGUUCGCUGUGCGAACCAACGUAGCAUACGAUGGCGCUAUCGACGACGAUUCGCCCGUGCAGGGUGGCGCCGUUUCAUUCGAGAUCAGGGAGUUCCUGCACAUCAAAGAGAAGUAUGACAAUAACUGGUGGAUCGGCCGGCUGGUCCGAGAAGGCAGUGAUGUGGGCUUCAUACCCAGCCCCGCUAAGCUAGACAACAUUCGUAUGCAGAACCAAACCAGACCCUCAAGACUGUAUGGCACAAAGGGCUCGUCGAGCGGCAAUCUGGGCGCCGGUGGAGGCCAAGCAGGUGCGGAGCCAUCACGAGAUUCCAUGGGACCGGGACGUCACGGGAAGACACCGCUGGCCACGGCACCGAACAAGGAGAAGCGCAAGCCGUUCUUCAAGAAGCAGGAGACGGCCAGCCCGUACGAUGUGGUGCCAUCGAUGCGACCCGUCGUCCUGGUGGGUCCGAGCCUUAAGGGCUACGAGGUGACCGACAUGAUGCAGAAGGCGCUCUUCGACUUCCUCAAGCACCGCUUCGAGGGCCGCAUCAUCAUCACGCGCGUGAUGGCCGACAUUUCCCUGGCGAAGCGCUCCAUCCUGAACAAUCCAUCGAAGCGGGCCAUCAUGGAGCGGUCGAGCAGUCGGUCCGACAAUCUCGGCAAGGUGCAGGAGGAGAUCGAGCGCAUCUUCGAGCUGGCCCGCUCGCUCCAGUUAGUCGUACUCGAUUGUGAUACAAUCAAUCAUCCGUCACAAUUAGCAAAAACUUCAUUAGCGCCAACAGUAGUGUACUUAAAGAUUAGUAGUAGUAAGGUUUUACAGCGUUUGAUCAAAUCACGCGGCAAAUCGCAGGCGAAAAACCUCUCCGUUCAAAUGGUUGCCGCCGAGAAGCUAUCCCAAUGUCCACCGGAAAUGUUCGAUGUGAUUCUAGACGAGAACCAGCUGGAAGAUGCCUGCGAGCACAUAGCCGAGUACUUGGAGACCUACUGGAAGGCCACACAUCCCGAUAUUCGUGCAGUGCCGCCGAUAGCCAGACCCCUGCCGCAGGAGGCCUCCCCCUUGGCGGAUGCGGCACGCCUCGGACCGACACCGCCAGUAGACGGCGAGGAGUUCGUCGACGAGCAGGACCCCCGCAUGGGGGGCCUGUCGAGCGGGGAGCGCGAGGGCAGUCGGGAGCGCGACAGCAGGGAGAGGGAACGCGAUCGGGAGCGGGAAAGGGAGCGGGACCGCGACUACUGGGACAGGGAGUUCAACCGGGAUCGCAGCUCGAAGGACAGGGAGAGGGACUUGGAGUGGGAGCGGGAGCGGGCGCGCGAGUGGGAGAGAGAGCGAGAAAGAGAUUGGGAUAGAGAGUUCGAUUGGGACCAAGGAGGAGGCUCGUACCACCACAGCCGGCGCCAGACGACGGCGGGACGCCACCAGGAGCGGGGCGGUGGCGUCGGAGCCGGCGGCUAUGAGCGGGACCGCGAACGGGAGCGCUACGAGCGGCGAGAGCGAGACCUCAUGCACUACGAUCUGAACAGCGACGAGCUGCUGGACGAGCGAAACUUCGAGUAUCCGGCGAUGCGGAGCGGCCCGAGCGGGGCCUCCCACCACGGCCACCUGUCGCGGGGCGGGCGGCUGAUGGACGACCAGGAGUUCGAGCGGGAGGAGCCGCAGAUCCGGAUGACCAGCUCCCGCUACGGGCCAUCGACGAGGAUCGACGAUCCGCGCGACCUGCCGCGCGGCGCCACCGUUGUCGAUCGCGAUGAAUACAGUCCGCACAGAGGUGGUGGGAGUAGUAGGAGAAUGCUGAAUGCCAUGUAGGAAUCGUGGAUAUAGGGGUGGGAUCAGAUCGAUUCGAGAGCGCCAGGUUUAAAGGAAGCACGCGACAA